CUGUAACCUGAUUUCAAACUCUAAAAUACUCUUCAUUGAGACGAACAUAUGCUACUUCAUUUCAUAUCAUUCAUAAGAUGCAGCAGAAAAUGAGGAAGACUGAAAAGUCACAUGAUUCACACCGUGGAAAAUCCAAAUCCCCAGCGCAGGAUCUCGAGAGAUUUUCGAGCAGAAGAACACUGCGUGCGAUAAACUCACCACGUCUCUGUAAUCGGAUUUGUUCAGACAGGUUUUGAUAGAUAAGAUGGGGAGAAAAAGAUAUAGAUCUACAUGGUCAGUAUUACAAUCGAAACGACUGAUCAGUCAUUCUCGCGAGAGUAAGCUGAACAAGAAGGAGACCAAACUUGGUGAGGAUGGGCACUUCGGAUAUAAAGAAGGAAAAAAGCAAUCUCGACCACGAGAUUCAAGAUCAUCCGGACAUUCAAAAUGUGGAGGGAGGAGAUAAGAAGAUAAAGUAUCCCAAGUCGGUGUUCUUCAUCAUCACCAAUGAAUUCUGCGAAAGAUUCUCUUUCUAUGGAAUGCGUACCAUCCUGGCGCUAUACCUGAGUAAUAUGUUAAAAUACAGCGAGAGUGCAGCCACAAUGAUAUAUCAUGUCUUUAUUUGUUUCGUCUAUUUCUUCCCGCUCGUGGGUGCAAUCGUAUCUGAUUCUUGGCUUGGAAAAUAUCGCACCAUUUUUUAUGUGAGCAUUAUUUACUCGAUUGGACAGCUGAUUUUAUCCGCAAGUGCGGCACCUCCUUUCGGACUGCCUGCAAGGGAAUUAUCUAUGCUAGGCUUGCUCCUGAUUGCGCUUGGCACAGGCGGGAUAAAACCUUGCGUAUCUGCUUUUGGAGGCGAUCAGUUUAUCCUACCUCAACAAGAGCGAUACUUGACGAUGUUCUUUUCCCUUUUCUACUUUUCCAUUAACACGGGCUCUCUGAUCUCCACUUUACUCACUCCGAUAAUACGUGACACGACAUGCUUCGAUGAUGAAUGCUUCUCUCUGGCAUUUUUGGUACCAGCCAUUUUAAUGAUUGUAUCAAUUGUAAUAUUUGUCUCGGGAAAACGAUUGUAUAAAAUAGUACAGCCUAGGGGUAAUCUUAUCGUCAAGGUUUCCAAGUGCAUUUGCCAUGCGAUCUCUAAUAAGAUGAAGGGCAAAGAAAGGAAAUGCGAUCACUGGCUCGACCACGCCGACGAUACGUACGAAAACAAGCUGAUCGAAGACAUCAAGGCCGCAUUGCGGGUCCUGAAGCUGUUCAUACCGCUGCCAAUUUUCUGGGCGUUAUAUGAUCAGCAGGGCUCUCAAUGGACGUUUCAAGCAACGCGGAUGGACGGCCAGAUAGGCAGCUUCGUACUGUUGCCGGAUCAGCUGCAAGCCGUCAAUCCAUUACUGAUCAUCAUCUUUAUACCUAUUUUCGAAACCUGCAUCUAUCCGGUUUUUGAAAAGAUACACAUUAUCAACACGCCUUUGAAGAAGCUCGUUGUCGGCGGAUUCUUAGCCAGCGUGGCCUUCAUCGCGGCCGGUCUUGUCGAGAUGGAAAUCGAGAAAACUUAUCCAAAAUUACCGUCUGAAGGAUUGACUCAAAUUCGAAUUUUUAAUACGAUGAAUUGUCCCGUAAGUCUAACUUGGACAAAACAAAACAAAAAAGUUGAAAUACCAUCGUUAAGUAUGUGGGCAGAUUUAGAAGUGGAAGCGCACGGCUCGGUUUCAUUACCCUACGUAGCGAAUUUCAUAGCGUGCAAUGAUAAAGGCUACACCAAUUUUACUACUAGUGAAGAAACAGGAACUAUUACGGCCACGGAGGCUACCGCGUCGUCUUGGGUUUUAACACCUUUGGGACUGCAGUAUAACUACACAGACGUCGUGGAUAAACCUGAUCAGGGCAAACCGGCUAUUCGUAGUCUCUUCUAUCUAGCACCUGAAUUGAGCGACUCCAGCCUGAAAUUCGUCGAUUCGUCGGGCAAAACUGUAUUGUCAAUAGCAGUCAACAGUUCGGUUUUCGCGCAUUCGGAGCUGAAACAAUUCGAGAAACCAAACACGUACGACAUCUUUCUGAACGAUUAUCUACUGAAGAAGGACGUGUCCUUCAGACUCGGCGGGGCGUACACGAUAGUGGGUAGUUAUUUGCCCGAACUCAAAGAAGAAAUCACCGGUGAAAUAAUCACGGUCACGCAACCCAAUUCGCUUCACAUGGCCUACAUGUUGCCGCAAUACAUUAUCAUCACGAUGGCCGAAGUGAUGUUCUCCAUAACCGGCCUGCAAUUCGCCUUCACCCAGGCACCGGAGAGCAUGAAGUCUUUACUAACGGCAGGUUGGCUGUUGAGCGUGGCCUUCGGCAAUCUCAUCGUGGUCAUCAUAAAGGGUUCGCGUCCUUUCGAGCGGCAGGUCUACGAGAUUUUCUUGUACGCCGGUCUAAUGGCGGUAGUUAUAGCGAUAUUCGCUGUGAUGACCAUGUUUUACAAAUACGUGGAAAUGCCAGAGGAGGAAGAAGAAGACGAUAAGACCAUACCUCUAGAAGAACAAAACGGAAAAGUUAAUCCGACUUUUAAAGAGGACGAAAAGUGACGAUAAGAACGGGCCGAUUGAGCUAGGAAUCAUAAGUUUUACGUGUUCUCUUAUUCGAACGAGGUAAGGAGCGCGCGACAUAGCAUGUCGAGAAUAAUUAUUGAGAUUCUGUUUCCAUCGAACGUCUGAACACAUCGUCUUCGAAUGCAACAAAAUAUAGGAACUCUUCGUAAACUCAUCUCUCUACAAUAAAAGUUGCAUAAAAUAAUUAUUAUAGACUGAAGAUAGAUAUACACAUUGCAUUAAAUAGCAACUCGAGAAUUCUCGACGAAAAAUAGUGUCUUUUAACUAUAAAAAAAGAAGAUGAGAUAAAUAUCUUAUAUUGUAUAUAAUAUUUUA
Messenger RNA from Nylanderia fulva, 2882 nucleotides. RefSeq names its product peptide transporter family 1. The record is from RefSeq and is a predicted model, not a curated record. NCBI's taxonomy places the organism in Eukaryota, Metazoa, Arthropoda, Insecta, Hymenoptera, Formicidae. Gene Ontology annotation, cellular component: membrane. Gene Ontology annotation, molecular function: transmembrane transporter activity. Gene Ontology annotation, biological process: oligopeptide transport; transmembrane transport.